AUGUUGCCUUCUGCGUGGCUGGUCUCGUUAUCCAUCGCUAUCACUGAAGGUGUUGUGGCAAUCACUCUGAACGCAGUUAUCAUCAUUAUAUGUGUGAAAAGCAUGAAGAAUGGGGUAAAGCUGAGACCAUCUGAUGUUAUCCACAUCAUCAUGGCAGCGGCUAACAUCACAUUGCGUGGCUUAUUACUUUCUCAGUCACUGGGAUCAUUGUUCCUAGCUAAUUAUGUCACGGACUCUUACUACAUGGUCCUCGUCCUUCUUCCAUUCCUGAUGUACUUCAUCUUCUGGCUGACAGCCUGGCUCUGUGCCUAUUACUGUGCCACCAUCACCAACUUCAGUCACCGCCUCUGUGUCUGGGUAAGACAAUGUCUCUCUGCUUUCCUGCCGCAUCUCCUCCUACUUUCAGGCGUUGGGUCGCUCGCCAUAAGUCUUCCAUCCAUUUGGACUGUCUUCUUGAAGGCUCAACUGCAAAACCCUGGGAACAGCACACUCAGCUCCGCAAUGGUUAAUGGGGUAGUGUUUACUAGUUUACCCUACACAGUCCUUGCCAACCUCCUGGGCUCAGGUUUGCCAUUUAUCUUCAUUAUCACCUCCCUUGUGGUGACGGUGUCCUCACUUUUAAGACACGUCUGCAAUAUGAAGGGGAAUGAUUCUGGAUUCACGCCCAACCUCCAGGCCCACAUACAUGCUGUAAGAACAAUGAUCCUCUUCUUGGUGCUCUCUGCAGUCUUCUACACAAGUGUGAUCAUUGUCAACGCAGGAGCGUCCAACUUUGAAGGUGCUAUGACUAUUACUGGCUGGUUUAUAAUCAUGUUAUUCCCAACAGCGGAAGCCAUCGUCAUAAUCCAGGGCAGCUCCAGGCUCAGGAAAGUGUUUCAGCUGAGCUUCUGUGUGAAGAACUAG
Molecule: messenger RNA, 903 nt
Organism: Pseudophryne corroboree (corroboree frog)
Lineage: Eukaryota; Metazoa; Chordata; Amphibia; Anura; Myobatrachidae
Product: taste receptor type 2 member 40-like
Exons: 1
Coding region: 1-903 (300 amino acids)
Biological process (GO): G protein-coupled receptor signaling pathway; sensory perception of taste
Cellular component (GO): membrane
Molecular function (GO): bitter taste receptor activity; G protein-coupled receptor activity
Source: RefSeq, a predicted model, not a curated record